Molecule: messenger RNA, 1029 nt
Organism: Psylliodes chrysocephalus
Lineage: Eukaryota; Metazoa; Arthropoda; Insecta; Coleoptera; Chrysomelidae
Source: the annotation of a GenBank genome assembly
GGCGAUCAAGCGUAGUGCGAUUUUCUCUGGAAAUUAAUUUUUCCGAAAAUCAUCGAAAUAUAUCGCGAUCAAUGUACCUAAAUAACAACUUAAAUUUUGGAUUUUAAAUGCAUUCUUGUUAAUAACAUCGUAUAAAUGUUGGUUUUUCCAAGAAAAGUUUGACCAUGAUCCCGUUCUGGAUUGGUAUAUUUUUGCUAGAAGUAAAGGGUUUAAUAAGUUUAUCGCUCAGUUCCCAACUGGAUUCAGUUGUAGAUGUAACCAAUGUAAACCUUUCAAGGAACGUCAAUAAUGAAAAUAACAACGAAUCAACUGUAAUUGAAGUUUUUAAUUUUGAUAAAUGUGAUUGUUCUUGGAAUAUACUCUCCCUUGAAUUUUUCAAAGGAAACGAAUAUUUAUUAACAUUUUCACAAGAUGCUCCAGAAUGUAGAAAUGAAAUAGUACAAAUAGAAUACAUCUAUAACAAGACAGGCCAGAGGUUUCAAAUUUUGAAUAGUCAUUUUUUGGACGAUGGUCUUAUCAUUAUUGUGGAGAGUUUGGUGGAAAAUGACCUUUAUACACUGUUUAUGACGUAUAGGUCGAAUUGUUCCAAUUGUACAGUUGUAUUAGAAUUUAAAGCACCAGAAAAAAUGAAGAAAAACAUUCCAGUUUUUGUAGGCAUAGUUGCAGUGGUAUCGCUAAUAAUAAUAGCAAUGUGUUUUUAUAACAUUAGAUCCAAAUGCAUUUAUAGGUUUAUUCAAGAAUUAAAAAGACUGCCGUUUAUUGUAAAUUGUACCGAUAAACAUUUUGUCGAAUUUGAACACUAAAUUAACGAAUAUUUCCGAAUUGGAUAAAUUAAUUUCAUUUACAAUAAGAUUAUAAAAUAAAAAAAUAAUGUAGAAAUGUUUAUAAAAUUCCGUAUGUGUAGCAACACUGCGUUUCCUCCUAAGAAGAUGGCGACGAAUCUGCGCAGUUCAGAUAUUCUGUGGCGGUUUUAUGGUAGAGUCAUCGAGACAGAAUGAAGUAUAUAUGCCGCCUUUGAGAAACCACAUC